UUAGUUUCUUUUUCCUGGUUUCUUAGCCUCAUUGCGAAGAUGGACAAGGCAGAUCGAGCAUUUUGCUUCGCCAGUGGAAUGGCUGCAUUGGCUGCUGUCACUCAUCUAGUUGGAACUGGUCAAGAAAUUGUUGCGGGGGAUGACUUCUAUCGUGGUUCUGAUCGUUUGUUAACACAAGUGGCUCCAAAAUCUGGAAUUAUUGUGAAGCGUAUUAAUACAAGUGAUCUGGAUGAGGUUGCAUCCUCCGCUAUUGGUCCUUGGGCAAAGCUUGUGUGGUUGGAGAGUCCCACCAAUCCUCGACAACAAAUAUCUGAUAUUCGUUGGAUAACAGCAUUAUGUCUUCUGUACUGUCACAGCCCCUGGAACUUGGAGCAGCUUGGCAAAGGACUUGUCUUUCCUGUAAAAUGCAGAAGGCUCUGCAUUAGCUCCAUUUGAUUGUUGGAUCUGCUUGAGAGGCAUCAAGACCAUGGCCUUACCAGUCGAGAAGCAACAGGUACUACUUCAAACUGUUCCCAGUUUGUGCAAAAUAUGAAAUUUAUGUGAAAAUAGAAACUUAAUAGUUUGUGCUUUAGUUCAGGAGUAUGGAGAAAGGGAUUCAGAAUUUGAUCCACAAAUAAAGUGAUAGGGCUGAAGGUACUUGGGAAAUCUUGGAAACCUCUCAAUUAUUUUGUAACUUUGGUUUAUAUCUUCUCUUAAAUCAUCAUCAAUAAAAUCUAAU
Mangifera indica (mango) is the source of this 718-nucleotide messenger RNA. RefSeq names its product cystathionine beta-lyase, chloroplastic-like. The record is from RefSeq and is a predicted model, not a curated record. Bases 40 to 435 code for a protein of 131 amino acids. NCBI's taxonomy places the organism in Eukaryota, Viridiplantae, Streptophyta, Magnoliopsida, Sapindales, Anacardiaceae. Gene Ontology annotation, molecular function: carbon-sulfur lyase activity; pyridoxal phosphate binding. Gene Ontology annotation, cellular component: cytoplasm. Gene Ontology annotation, biological process: transsulfuration. The transcript has 5 exons.